AUGACAGGAAGAAAAGGCAAGAUGCCUGAGGAACUGUCAGAUCCCGAUGUUAUAGACGACAUAGAAGAUACGGUCCAGGCGGGCAAGGGGCUUGCUCAUUCACCUUUCAUCGGCUUCGCUGCCGGGUUAUGUUCUGGAUGGACGAAGCUUGUCGUAGGCCAUCCGUUUGAUACGAUCAAAACUCGAUUACAAUGUUCUCCUCCGGGGACAUAUCUGGGAGCGUGGGAAUGCGUCACAAGAACAAUCAGCAAAGAGGGUCCAAGAGCGCUGUAUAAGGGAGCAAGCAUACCGGCUGUAUCAUGGGGGAUAACAGACUCGAUCUUGAUGGGAAGUCUACAUAACUACCGAGAUAUAUUACUGCGGCAUGGCUUUGCCGAGCGAGAUCUUGCAAAAGGCGAGGGGCAGAGAUUGUCUUUGUUGGGACACAGCGUAGCAGGUUUAUUCGCAGGUUGGACCAACGCUGCGAUAGCGCAUCCGACAGAGAUGAUAAAGUGUAAACUUCAAAUGCAGCUAGUACAGCCUGAGAAUAUGCCAAAACAGUUCACUGGUCCUAUUGAUGUUGUGCGACAAACAGUGGCUCAGCAAGGAGCUACCGGAAUGUGGAAAGGACUGGGUGCAAGCUUCAUCUAUAGAAGUUGCUUUGCUGCCAUGUUUGGAGGAUUUGAGAUCUUCAACAGACUCUUCAAGUCUCUCGAUGGGACAAGAUGGGAAAUGUCAACUGAACUGGCCAAUUUUUUGGCAGGAGGAAUGGCAAGUAACAUGUAUUGGUUUACCGCACUACCGCUGGAUAACGUGAAGAAUCGAAUAAUGGUCGAUCCAAUAAAAGCACCACGGUAUAAAGGGGUCAUCGAUGCAUAUAGUCAAGUGUGGAGAGAGACCUAUAACCCCACGAAGGGAUUCGGAUGGAAUUUCGCAGCCAGAACACGGAACUUUUACAGGGGGUUCGUUCCUGUCGUGUUAAGAGCAUUCCCCACUAAUGCUGCUGCUCUUGCUGUCUGGGAAGGGGUAAUGAGAUGGUCUAAUGCGAAAGCAUAG
This is a messenger RNA of Kwoniella shivajii, 1035 nucleotides long. RefSeq lists its product as uncharacterized. Bases 1 to 1035 code for a protein of 344 amino acids. The transcript is spliced from 13 exons. Gene Ontology annotation, biological process: mitochondrial L-ornithine transmembrane transport. NCBI's taxonomy places the organism in Eukaryota, Fungi, Basidiomycota, Tremellomycetes, Tremellales, Cryptococcaceae. Gene Ontology annotation, molecular function: L-ornithine transmembrane transporter activity. The record is from RefSeq and is a predicted model, not a curated record.